Molecule: messenger RNA, 678 nt
Organism: Aspergillus nidulans FGSC A4
Lineage: Eukaryota; Fungi; Ascomycota; Eurotiomycetes; Eurotiales; Aspergillaceae
Product: protein ngn4
Exons: 2
Coding region: 1-678 (225 amino acids)
Molecular function (GO): acetyltransferase activity; transferase activity; acyltransferase activity, transferring groups other than amino-acyl groups
Source: RefSeq, a predicted model, not a curated record
AUGGCUCCCACUCCAAGUCCCCUCUAUACAUUCCGCCAAGUGGAACGCUCUGACCUAGAUGCACUGGAAGAACUCCUUUUCACCUCCAAGCUUUCAUUGACAAUCAACAGACUCUUGUUCAAGGACUGGCCCAAUGAAGCAGCACAAAGACGCAACUAUCGGGCUGCUCUAGAGAAUCAGGAUUUCGAAAGCGACGACCGAGAAAGGUUAGGUGUAAUCGACAACGCCUCUGGAAAGCUUAUCGGCUUUAUCGCCCUUUGUCGCAGACAACCUGAACUUCAUACGCAGGCCGCCAGUCCCAGUGUUGAUGGCCCCGAGAAGCAGAUGAAUAUUCCAGAUCAUUUCAAUCCAGAGGUCUACAAUGCUGUGAUGAACGCAGUGCGCGAACUUUCCUUUACCGGUCUAGAGACGAGGGAGCAUUAUGAGGUGGUAUACAUUGCCGUGGAUCAUGCCUUCCGUCGUCGAGGUAUAGGCCGAGAUUUGGUUCGGCAUGUCUUUGCCAAAGCAAAGGCUGCUGGUGUACCUGUCGCCGUAUCCUCAGAGCCGCAAGCCUACGCAUUCUUUACCGAGAUGGGCUUUGAAGAAACCAAGUCGGUAGAGAUGGAUCUCGCACAGUGGGCACCUUCCUAUUCCGGCUUUGGGGCAUUUAGAUUGAGGUCGAUGAUCUGGAACCCUUAG